This is a messenger RNA of Stomoxys calcitrans (stable fly), 2458 nucleotides long. It is a transcript of the gene l(3)77CDf, whose product is annotated as phosphatidylserine synthase. Bases 380 to 1912 code for a protein of 510 amino acids. Gene Ontology annotation, molecular function: L-serine-phosphatidylethanolamine phosphatidyltransferase activity. The transcript is spliced from 8 exons. Gene Ontology annotation, biological process: phosphatidylserine biosynthetic process. NCBI's taxonomy places the organism in Eukaryota, Metazoa, Arthropoda, Insecta, Diptera, Muscidae. The record is from RefSeq and is a predicted model, not a curated record.
CCCCUAUAGGUUUAUUAAAAAGAAAAACAACGCGGUGUCGGAUGUUCGUAAGGAACAGCGCUCUCUACUUCGCGACUUAACUCACUUUGAGUUAAUAAGCUAAGGACCUCUAAUCCGGCAAUAAUUGUGAAUUUAGGAAGUAAAGUAAUAAAAUAUUUGGCUUAUGUUGCCGCUUGUAAAAGUCCUUGAUUCACAAAAUCACUAUUUAUUGGAAAACCAUCAAGGUGGUUGUUGCGCAACUCUCUCUACCCUUCCAUAUGAGAGAAAACCUAGAAACGGCUUUGUUUUUAUUUGCUUGUUCGAUCGGGAAUGCAAAUCUUUGAAUUGAUAAGUGAAAAAUUGGAAAAAAGCAAAACAAAAAAUAGUGAAAUAGCAUAAAAUGAAGAAACGUUCAAAUUCCCGUGGUCGCCCGGAUGAAUCAACGAUAGUUAACAACUCUAACAUGGCCAAUUCCUCUGCAACGACAUCCACCAUCAAAUCGGGAGCUUUAAGUGCCCCCACCACACCAACCAAAGCACGUGGUGGCGGUGGCGGUGGUGCAACAGUCAAACAUAAACCAGAAGAGAUUGCGGAAACAUUUUUGGUGGUCAAUGAGCGCCCCGUCGAUGAUAUAUCUUUGGAUUUCUUUUACAAGCCACACACUAUUACAUUACUGGCAGUGUCCAUAUUAUCUGUGAUGUACUUUGCCUUUGUCAGGGAUGAAGGCAACUUUGAGGAAAAUAUUUGGGCUGGCAUACUCUGCGUGGUAUUCUUUUUCCUAAUAAUUUCGGUGCUGGCGUUUCCAAAUGGUCCCUUUACCAGACCGCAUCCGGCAGUAUGGCGCAUACUAUUUGGUUGUUCAGUGCUUUAUCUAAUGGCCUUGCAAUUUUUAAUGUUUCAAAACCACAAAACAAUAAUGAACAUAUUCUAUUGGCUGGAUCCAAAAUUAAAAGACUUCCAUAUAAAUAUGGAUAAGGAAUAUGGUGUCAAUUGUUCUGACAUUUCCUUUGAACGUGUUAAGGGACAUUUAGAUGUCUUCGCCUGGGGCCAUUUCCUUGGUUGGGCCUUCAAAGCCGUCCUUAUACGACACAUGGGCAUAUUGUGGGCCAUAUCUGUGAUGUGGGAAAUAACUGAAAUAACUUUUGCUCAUUUAUUGCCCAAUUUUGUAGAAUGUUGGUGGGAUGCCUUGAUAUUGGAUGUAUUACUUUGCAAUGGGCUGGGCAUUUGGGUGGGUUUGAAAAUUUGUAAAAUCUUAGAAAUGCGUGAAUAUAAAUGGGCCAGCAUUAAGGAUAUCUCAUCUACAAGUGGUAAAAUUAAACGUGCCGUAUUGCAAUUUACACCGGAAAGUUGGACGGCGAUAAGAUGGCUAGAUCCUAAAUCGACAGCUAUGCGUUUUGCUGCUGUCAUACAAUUGGUGAUAUUUUGGCAGGUUACUGAACUGAACACUUUCUUCCUGAAGCACAUAUUUGAAAUGCCUCCCGAUCAUUAUGUGGUAAUAGGUCGUCUAGUAUUUGUUGGUCUGUUUGUGGCGCCAUCAGUUAGGCAAUAUUACACAUAUGUGACGGAUACACGUUGCAAACGUGUUGGUACCCAAUGUUGGGUAUAUGGUGCCAUCAUGGUUUCCGAAGCAAUUCUAUGCAUUAAGAAUGGCAAAGAACUAUUUGAGCGCACGCAAGCCAUAAACAUUGUUAUUUGGCUAACAGUACAAGUCAUAAUAUCAGUGGCAUUCGUGUAUGGCUGUAUAUUGUGGCAGCGUAUGAUGGACAAGCGUAAAACUAACAAAGGUCAACAAUCUCCCGAUAAAAAAAUGAAAACCGUAGAUAGCAAAGAAUCAAAAGUGUUCUUGAAAUUGUUAACUUUUAAUUUGGACUUCAUGUCAAAUUGGCAAAGUAUCGCCCAAGAAAUCCCCAAAACGCAACGACACGAAGAUUGAUUAAUUGAUUAGCUAUUUUUAAAUAACAAAUCCCAUCCCAAACCAAACUCUCCAAGCUAUUUUUUAAAUGAUAUAAAUAAACUUCUUCCUUCUCGAAAAUAUUAAAUGUAAAUGUAAAACUAUUACAACUCGUCGCCCUAUAACGAAAACAAGAAGCAGAAAUAACUUUAGAGUAACACAAAGAAGAAAAUGAACAAAAACAAAACUUAUUUAAUAAGUUUAAUGUAUUUUGGAAAAUAAAGUUUAUUUUUAGUUUAUGUUAGUAGUCUCACACAAAUAUGUACUGAUUAAGAUGUAAAAAAAGCAGACAACUCGCAACAACAAUUAAUCUUUAAGAACGCUGUUAAACCAAAUAAGCAUACCUCCUUAUAAAAUGAAACAAAAUCCUUUUUCAUGCUGUCAUUAAUUAUAAAAAAAAAAAACAAAAAAUUUCGUUUUUAGAUUUAAUACCAAAUAAUAAUUUGUUAAAAUUAUAAACAAACAUAAUUAUUUAACUGCCUUAUUUAAGUUUGUUUCAAAUGGAAAGAAAAGAAAAAAAUUAUGUUU